CGAUAUCUAUUCAGUAGAAUCGAAUUUACGUAUGUAAAUAUAAACAGGCAAAAGCGGAGGCCGCGUCUCAAAUUUUAAGAUAACGACGGGUAUAUAAACUUUAAACUGGACUAACAUGAGACAUAACUUCAAGAGAACACUUAUACGAUGGCUUUCAAAAUCGCGUGCGUAGUCUUAGCUCUGGCAGUGGCCGCCCUCGGUCAUCCCCAGUAUGGCGGUAGCGGCGGUCAUGGAGGUCAGAGUGGCCACGGCGGUCAGAGUGGCUACGGCGGUCAGAGUGGCCACGGCGGUCUGAGUGGCCAAGGCGGUCAGAGUGGCCACGCCGGUCAUGGCAGUCAGGGUGGUUUCGGUCAGGGAGGACAGGGUCAGCAAGGUUUUCAACAUGACCAAGGAUUUGGUCAAGGAGGAUUAGGCGGACAAGGUGGUCAAGGCCAGGGUGGUUACGGUGGCAGCCAUGGCAACCACGGUGGCGGAUACCAGCAACACGGAUACUAAAGAACACAGAUGAAGAUCUAACCUGCAAAACUUAAUAGUAUGACUACUCAUCAACAUAAAUCAUCCUCAGUACGAGUAUUUUAGUCUUAAAUUCAAACAUAAAACAAUAUCGUCAAGGAAUCAACCGUUCAAGGCUUGUCAGAUAACCCACCAGAAUUUGUUUUUAAACAAUAUUAAAACUGUAAAUAAAUGUACCUAACAACAA
Messenger RNA from Cydia splendana, 700 nucleotides. RefSeq names its product spidroin-1-like. Lineage: Eukaryota; Metazoa; Arthropoda; Insecta; Lepidoptera; Tortricidae. The transcript has 4 exons. The record is from RefSeq and is a predicted model, not a curated record. Bases 148 to 495 code for a protein of 115 amino acids.